Molecule: messenger RNA, 1528 nt
Organism: Cucurbita moschata (crookneck pumpkin)
Lineage: Eukaryota; Viridiplantae; Streptophyta; Magnoliopsida; Cucurbitales; Cucurbitaceae
Product: probable mitochondrial saccharopine dehydrogenase-like oxidoreductase At5g39410
Exons: 2
Coding region: 22-1362 (446 amino acids)
Biological process (GO): glycolipid biosynthetic process
Cellular component (GO): lipid droplet; mitochondrion; plasma membrane
Source: RefSeq, a predicted model, not a curated record
GUGAGAUUGGAAGCUUAAACAAUGGAGAGUUCACUCUACGAUUUCAUAAUCCUAGGCGCCUCUGGUUUCACCGGCAAGCACGUCGUCCGACAAGCUCUCCAAUUCCUCAACCCUUCUCCUUCUUCCCCUCUCAAAUCCUUCGCUCUCGCCGGUCGUAAUCCGACAAAACUGUCGGAAACCCUCAAAUGGGCAGCCAAUCUCCACUCCCCGCCGCCCAUUCCGCUUCUAAUCGCCGACAUCACCGACCCACAAUCCAUCCACCGCCUCUGCACCCAAACCAAGCUCAUCCUCAACUGCGUCGGACCCUUCCGCCGCUACGGCGAGCCUGUGGUGGCGGCGUGUGUGGAGACAGGGUGCGAUUAUUUGGACAUCUGUGGGGAGCCGGAGUUCAUGGAGAAAAUGGAGGCUAAUUAUCAUGAGAGGUCGGUGGAGAAUGGUUCGUUGGUGAUUUCGGCUUGUGGGUUCGAUUCUGUUCCGGCUGAAUUUGGGUUUAUGUUCAAUUCCAAGCAGUGGGUUGGGGAAUCGGCGCCGAACCGGAUCGAGGCGUAUUUGAGCUUGGAAUCCAAGAACAAAAUUGUUGGGAACUUUGGGACAUUUGAGUCGGCUGUUUUGGGUGUUGCUAAUGCCGACCAAUUAGUGCAAUUGCGGCGUUCGAGGGCUAGAAGACCUCGGCCAAAGAUUCCGGGCCCUUGUCCUCCAAAAGGACAAUUUGUGGAACACAACGAAGAGACAGGCCUUUGGGCUGUAAGAUUACCUUCAGCUGAUUCCCCUGUUGUUCGUAGAACACUCUCUUCUCUAGCUGAAACCCCUCAUGGUCUUCCUGGUGUUAAUGAGCGUGUCGAAGAGAUCGAACAGAGGACGACGUUUUGGUCGUCGGUGAAGCCAGCUCGUUUCGGCGUAAAAAUUGGGUCGAAGUCAUUGAUUGACAUUCUCCAAAUCAUUGCAGUUGGUAUGAUCAUGGGGAAGUUGGCUAAAAGCUCGUUCGGGAGGUGGCUUCUCUUGACAUUCCCUUCGGUUUUUAGUCUCGGCUAUUUCGAGAAGAAGGGUCCUUCAAAAGACGAGGUCGAUAGCGCAUCAUUCAAGAUGUGGUUUGUUGGUUAUGGUUAUAGGAACAAGAAUGGUGAAGGGAGUAGAGAAGUAGAUAUGAAAAUUGUAACGAGAGUGAUGGGACCUGAGGUUGGAUAUGUUGCUACCCCGAUAAUCCUGGUUCAAUGUGCUUUGAUUGUUCUAAGCAAACGUGAGGUUCUUCCGAAAGGAGGAGUUCUUACUCCUGGUAUUGUGUUUGGACCAACUGAUCUGCAGAAAAGACUCGAAGAGAAUGAGAUAUAUUUUGAUGUGAUUUCGAAGAAUGUUAAGUUGUAGAGUUUGAGCGUUUGUUUCUUUUUUAUCUAAUAAAAGUGAUGUAUUAGUUGGGAAACAUAAGUCAAUAACAAUAGUCCCGACAUUUGAAGAUAUGAUGGCUAAAAAAGCCUCAGAGAAUUAAAAAUUACUAGAUAUACUAAUAAGAUAUAUCUUCUUUUUCGAUGUC